Prorocentrum cordatum is the source of this 596-nucleotide messenger RNA. The record is from the annotation of a GenBank genome assembly. NCBI's taxonomy places the organism in Eukaryota, Dinophyceae, Prorocentrales, Prorocentraceae.
UUUCGGACAAUUCACAGAUCGAACCUUCGGAGCCCUUUGACUCACUGGAUUACUACCAGCAGGUCAUCGAACGGCAGCAAGAUGAAGCACAAGCCGAGCACGAGCAAUAUCUGCUUAAUCAGCAGGCCGAGGCGUGCGAUUACCCAGUCAAUGUGAACGCCCUCAGCAGAGACGGCUAUCAAUCAAACUUGGACUUUGAAAUUGAGCAGGAAUGGAACCAGCAGGACAUGGACAAGCUUGAGGAGAAACGGCAAAUGGAGGCACAGGCCGAACAGUACCAGAAGCAGAUCGACGCCGAGCAGCACGGCCCAGCUCACUUUGACCUGGCCAAGGGCGAUGCCAAGACUGAGGUGCGCAGGGGCUCUUCUACGAGAAGCAGAUCGGACGAGGAUCGAGCGGAGCGCGUCCGCCGUGGCAAGCCAGAGGACCUGGACAACUCCGAGGUGGUGCGUAAGGAGGCGGGGUUCCACAUGCCCCCCGUGGCCCCUGCAGGGGGGGGGGGGCUAGCGUCCAGCGGGCCCAGUGAUGUGCAGCAGCAGAGGGCAGUGCACUUUGCCCCUGUGUUCGAGCUGCGCACGUACGUCGACGCGCAUGGG